GUGGAUUGUAGCGGAACAGGAUUUACGAAUGUUGCCAGUGGCCGGAAGACGCUGAUCUAAAAACUUUUUACUCCUGGAUAACUGUACUAUGUGAUUUUCGCAGGAAAAGUGCGUCCAAGGACAAGCGAAAGCAGACCUCCGCAAGGUUGGAUAACGCAGAAAACGCGUAGUUUGCGAAAGGAAAGUCAGCUCUUUGAAGGUGUUGUGACUUCGUGUGGCCCUGUUUUCAUUGUGUGCAAAUCUUUGCAGGAAAUUGAAGGUAAAAAAGAGAAAGAGGUAAUAAUAAUACAAACUGCUCGGAGUGGUAGAGAGUGCAAGAAGAGUGAAUGGGCGUCUGGCGAGAAGUAUACCAAAAAGCAAUCGAAAGAAAACGCCAAGAAGAGGAGACAAAACAACGAUCAGAUGAUUUCUUUCGCCUAAGCUGCAAGUGAUUACAAUGUGUUUGAUAUUCAUCUCGCUUCGUCGGAGAUGAUGCUGGUGACGGUAACAACAAUGAUAAAAUUGCCAAUGAAAGCGGGAUAAAAAGUGUAAUGAAACAGUGAAGAAACAAACAUCAGGAUCAAGUCUUGCACGACGAGAUACCGAUUAGAUUUGAUUUUCUGAUCAAAUCUGGUUCAGCUGCUCCGUUCCGGUGAAAAGAAGUAAAGUGAGAAUUGAUCCCUGCAGAGGAAAACAGAAUCGAUCGUGAUCACGAAGUAAUCGGGUGUGCAGAGCAAAGCGAAACUCAGAUCAACCUGGCGACGGAGCGUAUUGGCUCGAUCCGGUGUUUUCGGAGGGGGCACAGACAUUACACUAUCGCCAUAAACUGCCGAACUGGAACUGGAGUAACCCGGCAAGCAGGCGAAACACAGCCGUUGCAGUCACUGCUGCUGCUACUCGUUCAGUGUUUGAUCCCAUAACGCGUGUACACGAGGAAAAAGAAAUUCAGGCCACCGGGCUAUGGAUCCAAUAUUCUUCUCCCCGCCUAAUGGAGUCCCGUCGGAAAGCAAACUGGCAACUUAUAUGAGUCGUCAAAAUGUUUCGACGCCAACAUACGGGUUGUCUUCCGGCCUCAGCAAAUUGAACUUAGACUCUCCUAUAUCUCUCAAGAAAACACAGGUGACGCCUCAGUCGCCAGAAUUCAUUCCAACCAAUCGCCUCAACGCGUCAUCAUCACCGAACUUCUACUCAUCGUAUUCGAUACUCGGUAGCAACGGUUCGAACGGAACCGGUGGCAUUGCUGGCGUCGGUAGCAACAGUGUGAUAGGGUCCAGCAAUGGCACCACAGUGGUCGUGGCGGGGACCGUCGGUUCCGGAACUGGCAUCGUCGUCCCAGCUCAGUCAGCACAACUUUCAUCGGUGGCGACGGCGAUCGUACCCACCGGAGUAGGCGGAGGCGGAGGAGGAGGCAGCGGAGGCGGAGGGGGAACUGGUAGUUCCGGCGCCAAGUCCCAGGCCAGCAGCUAUGGCAGCAGUAUACUGGGAAGCUCACUUAGCAACAGUUCAACCUACGCCGUCACCCCCAUUAAGGGGCGAAGUUUACUUCGUAACGAUUCACCACAGAGUACUAAUACGUCUCCUCGAAUUACACCUCAACCAUCACCACCGCCAAUUACUACCAACAUUCAUCAAGAAAAUGUCGGUGGUACGACGUACUUCUAUCCGACCGCAGCCAACCAUCAAUUAACACCGAGUAGUACAGUUAACACGACUGAAAACACAUUUGUCCAUGUAACAAGCUCACAAAUUAAUCUAAGUUAUUCGCAUCCAGGACAUGUGUACCCGGGACCUGCGUCGCACGUUGUCAACAUGCAAGCAAAGUCGCAAGUAUCGAUGGCGUACUUUCUGCAGGACGAACUGAGAAACGAUAUACUAACAAGAAACGAAACGGUGAAUAGUGUCGAAACUGAGUGUCAAGAUUUACCUCUGGAGGUGGAAACCUACCAUUCAUUGUGUCUGCUGGAAUCUUUGCCAGUCCAUCCUAAGCUACCGCUUCCAUCAUCCACCUACAAAGCAACACACAAUCUCACUGGCGUAAAAUACUGCCUUAGGCGUCUUCAUGGUUUCCGGCUCCAGUCGACCAAAUGUAUGCAGUUUGUCGAUAUGUGGAAAAAGCUGCAGCACACCAACGUAGUACAGCUACGAGAAGUAUUUACAACCAAAACCUUUGGGGAUAACUCCCUGGUGAUAGUGUACGACUAUCAUCCUGGUUCCCAGACGCUACUCUCGAAAUAUUUUAUUCCGAGCGCUGAAUCAACGAACGGAUAUUCCGAUCCAUUCUCCGGAGAAGCACGACCCUUCAGUCACAAAAGUUCUCUUCAUCGAACGGCUGCCACGGCGCUGCUACCAGAAAACGAAAUCUGGUCAAUUAUCAUACAGCUUACUGCCGGACUGCGAGCGAUUCACCAAACUGGCUUGGCCUGUCGAACACUGGACCCAACCAAAAUCAUCAUCACCGGCAAACGGAUACGAUUCAGCUGUGUCGCAAUAUCGGACAUUGCGACGUACGACCCCAAUCAGCCGAAUCCCCUUUCGGUCGUGAGCCACCAUCAACAGGAUGAUCUAACGGCACUAGGAAAGCUCGUGCUAGCACUCGCCUGUCGAAGUUUACAAUCCGUACAAAGGGAUCAGAUUCAAAACAGUAUUGAACUAAUAUCACGCCACUACUCGUCGGAUUUACGGAAUAUAAUUCUGUACCUUCUAUCGUCGAGUAACCGACGCUCUGUGACGGAAAUAAUGCCGAUGAUCGGCGCUCGCUUCUAUGUACAACUCGAUGCAUUACAAGCCCAAUGUGAUAUCCAGGAGGACGAACUGGCAAAGGAGAUGGAGAACGGUCGCCUCUAUCGGCUACUUGUCAAGCUAGGCACCGUGAACGAACGACCAGAACUGAACCUAGACGUCACGUGGUCGGAAACAGGAGACCGCUACAUGCUGAAACUGUUCCGUGACUACCUCUUUCAUACCGUCACCGAGGACGGCCGUCCAUGGCUCAACCAGUCGCACUUUGUGCAGUGUCUCAAUAAGCUGGAUGCUGGCACCAUGGAGAAGGUACAGCUGAUGUCACGUGACGAACAAUCAGUAUUAGUAGUAACUUAUGCUGAACUAAAGCACUGUUUAGAGCAAGCAUUUUCCGAACUGAUAACUGCGGCCACCGUGUAAAAAUGAAAGCAGCAGCGAAAGUACUAAAAGGUGAUACAUACUUGUAGCAGUAAUAAAUAGCCGCCGCGUAUCAACUGCGUACAUACAUACACACUCACACUAGGAGUGUCUGUUACUAAUUAAAGGCAGAGCCUUAAUGAGGCUCGAGAGGUGUAAUAUUUUCAAAUUAGAGGUUAUAGUGCAGACAACUGCCGUCGGCAGCGGCAGCACCAUUAAGAAAUCGAAAAUGAAUACAGUAGCAGUACACAGAAAUAAACACUCAUACAUACACAUACACACAACAUGCAUGCAUAAAUACAACAGCAGGUUAAAAGUGGAGAGAGAAAGUGAAAGAAUGCAAUUUGUAAAGAUAUGAUCAUGAUCUUAUUUUUUAUACACAUACACGAACACACAAGACCCUAUGAAGAAGAAUCAUUGUAGCGUAGGGUGCAGAAGAAACUACAAAGAUAGAACGAGACAUCAUCGUGAAUAUAGAUAUUUACACAAUAGAAAGCAUACAAAACAAAAAAAUCGUUGAACGAGAUUAGAGAAAAUGAAAUGCGUAAAUGCGUGAAUGCGUGAAGAAGAAAUCACAAAUAUAGAUUGCAGCUAACGAGAGAGCGUUCGAGUAAAGAGAGACGCGAAAUGCAAAGUGAAGAUUUAGUUCUAUGUUUUUUAGUUUAUUUUAUUAUUAAAAAUGGCAAUUUACAUUGAUAUGUAACCACCCGUCUCUUUUUAAUGAGUAAAUUUUGCGGAAUAAACGUUGUGAAGGUCACAAAGUUGCAAAAUGAUAGGUCAGGAAAGAAUUGCGUGGAAGAAUAGAGCAACAAAAUUCUGUAGUGUCACAUCUUAGACCUUAGACUUUAGUUUAACACGAAAAUCUAGUGACAAUCUUCGGAACAUAAGUUUAAAACGAAAAGUUUUAACUCUUGAAUGGUUUUAUUCUCAAAUACGAAAUCACUUUUUUGAUCGAACAAUGAUGGUAUUCUCGAAGAUGCCUGUAAAAUAAAUAAAAAAAAACAUGUAUCGACCACCUUUACUACCCAUUUUUCAGCCACUAUCCUCUUUUCUGACCUUUAUCCAACAACGACUAUCAACUUAUUCCGGAUAGUUUGAUCUAAACUGUUUAAAUAUUCGAUAUAGUAAAAAUUCGUUAGCGCUGAGUGUAGCAAUCCUUAAACUAACUCGGUUCCACCUUAACUCACCGCGGUGAGCAAAUUAUUAUAAUAGCAUUAUCGUAUGGUAAACAUUACAAGAAAACCCGAUUUGCUUGCUGUCAAAACUAGGUGACGUCACUAGUGUUAUCAAACGAUCAUCAUCAAAAGGCAGCUGCGGCAUUUUAGAAACGUUUCCAUCGUAAUCAUACAGCUGGCGACAACCCAUCUGAUAGGAUGAGGGUUUAUUUUUUCACAAAACGAAAAUGGGGUUUAUGUUCUUUUUACUUUAAGACUUUAAGAUACUACAAUACAAACCUGUGUGUUGCAGCGUACGAGUGAGUUAUAUAAAUGUGAGUCAAGAGCGAAUGAAUAUCGUUUUAUAAGAUGAAACUAUCAUUUCUCUAAGUAAUUAAAGCUGAGAAAAACGUUUGUGAUGUUAUUUUUUAUUACUAUACAACAAUUAUUUUUAGAGUCCUUUUUGUGCGUCUUUAUUUCUUGAUUAUGAUUUAAAUUAUUAUUACUAUUGUUUUUGCUAGUGUACUAUUCACGUUCUUGAUUAAGAAACUAAAAACAAGAAGCGAUUCAGUGUGUGUGAUAAAGAGAAAAAAAUACAUACCUCGAGUUCAUCCUAAAACACAAAAAAGUAAGAUUGUUUUCUCGUUACUUUACUAUCGCGGUCUAAAGUUGUUAUCCGGGAAAGAGCUCUUAUAUAAAAGGCCCCUAUAUAAAACUAAACCCAAAAUAUAGUUUUGAUCGUUUUCGAUCCAAAGUUUUGAUCAUCGAACUACUGAAGUAAACCGGUCCAGGUCUCAUCAAAUAAUGAAAGCCGUACUACAACUCUCUUUAUCGAUCGACCAGCACAUCCUUUUAGAUUUGUUUUUCUCAAACCUUGAACUAUGCCUACAAAAAGUCUAAAAAAAGUAACAGUGAAAGUCUUUUUAAACUUAGCAACAAAAUGCAAGACAGCAGCAUCGAAGCAAAAGAGUUGUUUUUUAAAGUAAACAAAAAAAAUGGCAUAAGCAUUACAGCUGAAAAACCAUAAACUAUGGGAUUUUAGGUUUGAGUGGAAAGAGAGAAAGAGAAUUUAACUUGACAACUAGAGCAAACUGAAACCAAUAGAUAUUAAACUGAUAUUGAUAUUGAUGCAUUAUGAGACACAGGGAGGAAACUGGUUUAUCUUUCUAUACAAGUCAAAAAAAGAACAUAAAGCCGAGCGAGAUAUGAUUCGUCUCGAAAAUACAACAGAAAACAAAUUCAUAUUCUUCCUGGAGCAACUGAGAAGCAGCGAAAAACGAGAGAGAGAGAGAAAGAGAAAGAAAGCAUAAAAUUGAGAAAUUUAGUGAAAGACUUUUUACUGUGACAAAUAAUAUUUAAAUGAAAAAGAAACAAAGGAGAAACUAAAGUAAACAGAAAUACCGAUAAAACAACAAAUCACAUAGUAAGAAAAUAUAUUUGUAAUAAAACAGAAAACAAAAGCACAAAAAAAUUACGAAAACAUCUGCUUCAACAAAGGUUGCAUUAUAUUUUGUUGGUUAGCGUUCUGUUUGAAUUGAGCUUUCGCUCAAAUUGGCAAUUUGGUUUAAAUUACGCCACUUCAUAUUUUCGUAUUCUUCCUUCAAAUCCUUCUGGUAGAUACAUCCAUUUUAUUCCCGCCAUCGCCUGAAAUCUAACUUUUUUUUUGUUAAGUAAGUCUGAUCUCAUCAACAUUAAUUGACGACUUGUCCUUCCGUUUGUUGAACCAAAAUUGGUUUCAUCAUCAUUUUUUGUCAUGUUUUUACCAGAAAAAGAAACAACACAAAUCAACAGAACAGCAGAUGUGGAUUAUGGAGAUAUUAUUGAGUAAAAAAAACAUGCAAAAAUCCUUGUAAAAAAAAUAAUAAAAUGUAAAUUUGGACACUUUUGACGGGGUGACCAAGCAAAAAACAAGAAUAAA
Messenger RNA from Sabethes cyaneus, 6207 nucleotides. RefSeq names its product PAN2-PAN3 deadenylation complex subunit PAN3 (gene PAN3). NCBI's taxonomy places the organism in Eukaryota, Metazoa, Arthropoda, Insecta, Diptera, Culicidae. The coding region runs from base 940 to 3138 and encodes 732 amino acids. Gene Ontology annotation, cellular component: P-body; PAN complex. Gene Ontology annotation, molecular function: poly(A) binding. The record is from RefSeq and is a predicted model, not a curated record. The transcript is spliced from 17 exons. Gene Ontology annotation, biological process: mRNA processing; nuclear-transcribed mRNA poly(A) tail shortening.